UGCUAGGAUGAACGUAUACGUCCUCGGUGGCCAAACCCACCCGAAGGGCUGCCCAAAUUCAGACCUCCGCCGCUCCGAGGUCGUCGUCCUCCGCCGCUGCAGCCCUCUCCGCAUCCGCAAGCCGGGGCCAGCCCGCCUGCCCGCCCACGCCGUCCGUGCCUUGCCGCGACUUACCCGCCGAAGCAGCACGCAUCGACGAGCGCCGCCCCCCGGCGGCCGCGACGUGCCCGACGCCGAGCUCCCCCUAAUCCGCUGAGGACCAACCCCUGGAUCUCCCUCGCCGCCCGGACGUGCUCCCACCUCUCAGUCAAGUCAAGCAGUAUCGCCUGGAUCUUCCUCGCCGCGAAGCCCCUUAACCGACUGUGGCCAGGUGCGGCGGCGGUUGUGGACCGCCCUCGUCAGGGUGAGGUCAACAAGUCAAGGUGUCGUCUCUGGAAACCAGAUUGAGCAUCAGAUGGAGAAGCAACUGAACACUCAAGGUGGGGAAGAACAACCUUCACCCCCAUUCGACAAAUUUAUUACACCGAGCCCUAGUGCAAGUGAGGGUUGGGAAACUGAGUAUGAGAGUGGUGAGGAGGAACUUACCUCGAGAUUGAAGAAGAAACCUCAUGGAGAGGGAGCAUAUUUCAAUCCUAAGGAUGAUGAAGAACACCAAAGUAACGAGAUCCCACUAAGACCCUCUCUAUUGGAAUUCAACGAGGAAGAGGGAACCUCUGCACCUAAGCUGAUGCCUACAACGUCCUCAGAAAAUUCUAAGAGGAAACGAGGCCAGCACGGCAGGCACCAGCUACCUACCAAGGUGUUUGCAAUACAUGAGGUCGGCAAAAAAGGGGAGCCCCUCGAGCCAGUCUCGGUGAUUUCCAAGUUUAGUAAUGCUUGCGGAGUGUUGGUCAGGGAAAGGGUGGACUUCAACAUAGACGAUUGGAAGAAGGUUGAUGUUUUACUUAAGAAUUCACUAUGGGAAGAGAUUAAGAGGAGAUUCACAUACCCACUGGGCACCAAUGAAGAGCUCAACAAGAGCUAUGCACUGAGUACCUGUGCAAAAUCCCUGCGCCAGUUCAGGUGGAAGCUUAACCAGAAGUACGUUAAGAAGGGGGAGAUGCCUUUUAAAGAAUACGGGUUUAUCACACAGGAAAGGUGGGACCAAUUUGUCCGAUAUCACACAAGUGAAGAUGCUAUGGACAAGAGUGAGAAGUUCUGCUUGCUAGCAAAGAGGAAUCUCUACCCCCACCACCUCGGCAGUACAGGGUAUGUGGUGAAGAAAAAGAAAUGGCGGAGGGAAGAAAGGGAGGCAGCUGUGGCCGGCAAGCCUAUAGAGUAUGAGGGACUGAACGAGAGGACAAGGGACUUCCUCAAAGCCCGUAGGCCAAAGCAACUCGCGCAGGGGAAGAGUAAAUUCAAUGAGCCACAGACUGAGGAAGCGGAGAAAAAGAUUCUAGCAUUUGUUGCGGCUGAGCAAGCUGGAACAUUUACUCCACAUAGGGAAAAGGAUCAACUGUCGGCUGCGUUGGGCAAUCCCGAGCAUCGUGGUCGCGUCCGAGGCAUGUCCUCAAGAAUGAGCUGGAAAGAUGCCUGGGCCAUCAACGCGGGCUCUUGUAGGACGCAACAGGGUUACAAGGAAAAGUUGAUCCAAGAAACCAGUGAGGAAACAAUGAGGGAAAUUGUGAUGGAAGAGAUCCGUAACGUUCUGACGAGUGGUGACCCUAAGAUGGUGCAACUGAGGUCACAGUUUUUGGGCAAGGCUAGCUCGAUGGAACUAAUGCAACAAACACAACCGGACCAAGGCCUGUCAGUUCCUAGCAACUCGGCAUCGACUGUGAACCAACCAGCUGAUGAUAUUAUCUCAUGUACGCCGUGCUCAUUGCAUAUCCCGGUCGGCAGGAAGAAGCGGAUGAUGGAGGUGGCCACAGGCAUGGCAAUCCCAGGCCGCACAUUUCAGUGCCAACCCAUCCCGAUCGACUACGCCAAGGUCUUGGUGGUUGAUGUCCAUCCUAAUCACCAGAGGCUUGAGAUCGACUUGCCCACCAAGGAAGGCAUCCGGUACUUGGGAGAUGCAAAAAACAACUUAAUACUUUGGAAUAGGUUCGACAUCGGCCUUGCUACUGCAUCACCGCCACUGCCUCCAGUGCAGCUGGAGAGCGACAACGAUCCUUCCCCAGGUCAGGCGUCGGCAUCUGGAAACGUGACAGACGAGGGAGAAGCAGCAACCCCGUCAUGAGACAUCUCACUGUAAACGAUGGAGCAGGCACAUCUGUACAGGUUAAGGUACAUCUAUGGUCAAACGAAUAGCAAAAGGUAAAUGGUACUCAAACUACCUGACAAGUAUGGUGGAUCCAUUAGUGAGAAAAAUGUCUAUUAUAUUAAGGAGUCUGAUUUCUAUGUGCAUCGAUGUGUCUCGUCGUCAAGACCUUAUGCUUAUUUCUUUAAUGUUACUAAUGUAUGUAUCAGAGUUGGACUUGGAAGUACUCCCUCCAUUUCAAAUUAUAAGACAUUUUGGCUUUUUUA
Sorghum bicolor (sorghum) is the source of this 2505-nucleotide messenger RNA. RefSeq lists its product as uncharacterized. Bases 455 to 2218 code for a protein of 587 amino acids. The transcript is spliced from 5 exons. Lineage: Eukaryota; Viridiplantae; Streptophyta; Magnoliopsida; Poales; Poaceae. The record is from RefSeq and is a predicted model, not a curated record.